Messenger RNA from Lytechinus variegatus (green sea urchin), 3037 nucleotides. RefSeq names its product dnaJ homolog subfamily C member 10-like. The coding region runs from base 95 to 2512 and encodes 805 amino acids. Lineage: Eukaryota; Metazoa; Echinodermata; Echinoidea; Temnopleuroida; Toxopneustidae. The transcript has 21 exons. The record is from RefSeq and is a predicted model, not a curated record.
CUUGUACUUGCCGAAUAUCGCAUUCGGACUUGAAGACCGAGAGGCUUUUUGAGCUUUGCCAUUUGAGAGCAGAUCAUUGCUCUUAUCCACUAUCAUGGGGAGCCCGACAAGCUCCAGGAUGCCAUGGAAAGCCGCCAUACUGAUUGCUCUUAUUCUGGUAACCUUGGUUGGGAUUGUUCACUCUGAAGAUUUCUAUGAGUUACUUGGUAUCGAGAGAGAUGCUGAUGCUAAGGAUAUCCGACGAGCCUUCAAACGGCUUGCUCUCACCAUGCAUCCUGAUAAGAAUAAGGAUGAUCCCAAGGCUCAUGACAAAUUUGUUCGCAUAAAUCGAGCGUAUGAGGUUUUGAAAGAUGACGAACUGAGAAAGAAGUAUGAUCGAUUCGGUGAGGAAGGCCUGAAAGAACAGAAAAACCAAUGGAAUAGAUACGAGAGCUGGCAGUUCUACAAGACAGAAUUUGGUUUAUAUGAUGAGGAUCCUGAGAUUGUGACACUCAGCAAGUCUGAUUUUGAGCAAUCUGUGUUUGGACAGGAUAUCUGGAUUGUGAAUUUCUACUCACCAAGAUGUCAUCAUUGUCAUGAUCUAGCUCCAACUUGGAGAGAGUUUGCAAAGGAGGUAGAAGGGGUAAUCCGUGUCGGAGCAGUGAAUUGUUGGGAUGACCGCCCCCUGUGUACAGCUCAAGGUGUUAAGAGAUUCCCUACACUCUUUGUCUAUCCAAAGCACGAGGAGUACACAGGGACGAGGACAUUGGAACCACUGGUCAAGUUUGCCCUCAAUCUGAUUGAUGUGACCAUUCAUCCACUGUGGACAGGUAAUUUCAAGAAGGUAUUGUUUUCUGAUGAAUCUAAGAAUCAGCCUUGGGUGAUCUCGUACUGUGGUUCCCCGACAGGAACUGAAGGAGAAACAAGUGAUGUUGCCAGUGUAGGUUGCUUAGAUAGAGAUGACCAACGCAAAUUAGCAGCCAUUUUGAAUAAGGUUGUGAAUAUUGGCUCGGUGGACUGCGUAGCCUCAUCACAGCUCUGUACCAAGUUAAAGAUUGAUGAAUCUACGAUACGCUUUUACGAGAGAGCAAAGGAAAUCACCAAAGGAGGAAAGGAAUUGGAGCUUGAGCAGCCAAAACAGAUUGGUGAUGAGAUUCUUAAACAGCUGCCAGAUCUUUCCACAUUCACCAGCUCUCAAUUACAGGAAGCCAGGCAUGACCUUGAGGUCAAAGGUGACGCCCCUCCGGUGGUGACCUACUUCAUGAAGAAAGCCGGAGAUGAUGACCUGGAACUUAAGAAACUUCCUCACCUCCUUACAGAUAUGAAGGUGAGGAAGUUUAAUUGCAGCACCGACCAAGCUCUCUGUGAUGAUCUCUACCUUGGCACUCAUCUACCAAAGGUGGCGCUCUUCAGGAAAGGAGGAGGUCAUGAAUUUCAUCACGGACGUUUGUUUGCCCAAGAUAUAGCAGCCUUCGCCAGGAGUGGUCUAAACUCUCGUCUGAGGGUUCUUGGUCCUAAUGACUUCCCUAAUCCUGUCAUUAGCAGCGGAGAGCCUUGGUUUGUGGACUUCUUCUCACCGCAUUGCCCUCCCUGCAGACAGUUAUUACCGGAGAUCCGUAAAGCAGCGUCUCGGGUGCCAUACGUCAACUUUGGCACCGUGGACUGCACCACGCAUCAGACACUGUGCAGCCAGCAGAAUAUCAGGUCCUAUCCUACCACGGUCUUCUUCAACAUCUCCAAGCCCCACGUCAACGUGGGAUUCUCUAAUUCACAUGCUAUUCAAGAAUUCAUUGAGGAUACCAUCAACCCGAAAGUGGUAUCCCUUUCCCAAAGCUUGUUUGAUAGUUUGGUGAAGAAUAGAGCAAAAGAAGACCUUUGGCUUGUAGACUUCUAUGCUCCUUGGUGCGGCCCUUGUCAAGCUCUUAUGCCAGAAUGGAGAAAAUUUGCCAAAAAAUUGAAUGGCACCGCUCAUGUAGGUUCUGUAGACUGUGUAGAGCAUGCAUCCCUAUGUCAACAGCUUAGUGUAAACAGUUAUCCUACCAUAAGAGCUUAUCCUAUGGGACAUACAGGCACUGCUAGAUUCAGUGCAUACAACGGCUGGAACCGUGAUGUAAUGUCUCUCAUGGGAUGGGUUCAUAACUUUCUCCCAUCAUCCGUUGAGGUAAUCACCCAACAUAACUUCAGAGAUAGAGUACUACGGAGCACUGAACCUUGGGUUAUAGACUUCUACGCGCCCUGGUGCGGGCCUUGUAUGUCAUAUAUGCCUUCGUUGGAAGAAAUUGCAAAGGCUUUGAAAGGUUAUGUACGGUUUGGUAAAAUUGACUGUCAAUCUUACCAAUCGACCUGUAUGCAGGCAUCUAUACAAGCCUAUCCUUCUCUUAGAAUAUACAAAGGAACAGAAACUAAAGGACACUCACAAAAUUGGUUUGGUGAGCAAGUUUAUCAAAAGGAACCACAGUAUCUUAUCCCAUUCCUCAAACAAAGAUAUACUAAAAAGUUAGAUGGCACUGGUCAUGCGAAAGAUGAGCUAUGAUGUUGGCCAAAUUUGGUCAGUAUUUCCUUUCAUCCACUGCAGUUCAUGGCUGAGAUAGAAUGAAUAGGUUUAUAUCAGAAACUCAGAUAUUGUUAUUUAUUAUCAUACCUUUUCUAUGUUUUUAUCUUCAUGAUAUUGUAACUUCUGAAGGUUUCCUUCAUAAUACUGAUGUAUUUUGUAUUACAUUUACUGUGAUUGUAUUCUAGAUGAAAUUAACUCACUAGGAAUUUCAAUGCAUUAUCAAUCGUGCCUUUAAGGGAAAAGUGCUCUGUGAAGAAUUCCAAUGUUAUUUUAAAAUCCCACAUGUGCAUUUUAUCCUCCAAAUGUUCAUGAAACUUGCACAGAUGUUUGUGUGUAGCAGUUGUUCCAUUUGUUAUGGUUUGGUUUGGCGGGAUUUCAAGGAUGUCUUGGAUAAUUUGUGAAUUAAUUCUGCAUUUUAUUUACAAUCAAUAAUGCUUGUAAGCUUAUGUACAAAUUUGAUGAAUUUUAAAUACACUAAUUGUGAAUUUGGAUUUGCAUUUGUUU